AUGGUGCAUGAACAGUUGAAUCUUAUUCGGAAGAUUGUUGGUAUAUUAGGAAACUUCAUCUCUCUAUGUUUGUUUCUAUCGCCAACGCCAACGUUUAUACACAUAGUGAAAAAGAAGUCAGUGGAAAAAUACUCACCAUUGCCAUAUUUAGCGACUCUCCUAAACUGUUUGGUUCGUGCUCUUUAUGGACUUCCUAUGGUUCAUCCUGAUAGCACCUUGCUCGUUACAAUAAGCGGUAUAGGAAUCACGAUCGAAAUCGUUUUCCUUACAAUCUUUUUUGUAUUUUGUGGUCGUCAACAACAUCGGUUGGUAAUAUCCGCUGUUUUAACCGUUCAAGUUGUGUUUGUGGCUACCCUUGCGGUUUUGGUCUUAACUCUCGAACACACUACCGAUCAACGGACGAUAAGCGUUGGGAUUGUAUCUUGCGUUUUCAACGCUAUGAUGUAUGCUUCUCCAUUGUCUGUCAUGAAAAUGGUAAUAAAAACAAAAAGUUUGGAGUUCAUGCCGUUUUUGUUAUCGGUAGUUGGUUUUCUAAACGCAGGUGUUUGGACAAUUUAUGGCUUUGUGCCUUUUGAUCCAUUCCUGGCUAUACCAAAUGGGAUUGGGUGUGUUUUUGGACUAGUACAGUUAAUAUUGUAUGGUACCUACUACAAAUCUACCAAAGGGAUAAUGGAGGAAAGGAAGAACCGACUCGGUUACGUUGGUGAAGUCGGAUUAUCCAAUGCGAUCGCUCAAACUGAACCCGAGAACAUCCCAUAUUUAAACAAAAGAGUUAGCGGCGUUUGA
Molecule: messenger RNA, 786 nt
Organism: Arabidopsis thaliana (thale cress)
Lineage: Eukaryota; Viridiplantae; Streptophyta; Magnoliopsida; Brassicales; Brassicaceae
Gene: SWEET6
Product: Nodulin MtN3 family protein
Exons: 1
Coding region: 1-786 (261 amino acids)
Biological process (GO): carbohydrate transmembrane transport; protein homooligomerization
Cellular component (GO): membrane; plasma membrane
Molecular function (GO): sugar transmembrane transporter activity
Source: RefSeq, marked reviewed